AUGUUUCAGGAAGUAAAAGAUAUUGGUGGCGUUCCUCAUCAGAAUGCGAAUAUAAUCGAUUUCGAUGCUCAUCAAAUCAAUGGCAAGCAAGUUGAUGAUGUGGAAAUGUUGAAAUGUAACGAAAGUGAUAAGGAAAAUAGUGGUGGUGAUAAAUUGACUGAGACUGUUGCUGACCAACAACAGUAUUUGAGUAAAUUUUGUGAUGCGAUCGAUGAAGGAGGCACAUCGGCGCAAAGUCGCAAUUCCCAGUCAAAUUUACAGUUCACACUUAAUGGCAUACCAAUGAUGAGUGUUAAAACGUCGGAAUUACCGAUUGAGGCUGACUACGUAUUCGAUUUUUAUUGGAAUCCAACGGUUGUUGCGUGCAAUCCUGAUGAAAUGGAGGUUCGUAUCGCGAAUGCAAACGAUAUCGAGUUAUAUAUGGGUGGUGAUGAGGAGUCAGAGAGUAAUGCAAAUGCGGAUGAUGAAGAUGACUCGAACGAUGAGAAUAAUUGGCGCAAUGAUUAUCCGGAUGAAGAGGAGCAUGACUCUGAGGAGCACGAUAGUGAUUUCGAUGACUUGAAUGAGAAGUUUGAUGAUAUGGAUUUUUAUGGGCAAGGUGUUGGAAGUUCCGGUGAUGAGGAUGAUGAUGAUGACGAUAAUGAGAAAAAUGACUAG
This is a messenger RNA of Anisakis simplex (herring worm), 657 nucleotides long. NCBI's taxonomy places the organism in Eukaryota, Metazoa, Nematoda, Chromadorea, Rhabditida, Anisakidae. The record is from the annotation of a GenBank genome assembly.